AUGUAUAUUAUUAUUAUUGAACUGACACUGAAUAAAGAAGGCAACAGUCAAACACAAGGCUGCAAAGAGCAGGAAGAGUAUGAAGAUCUUGCAAGGCAGUUUCUUAGUCGAUGCAAGCGUCGCGCAGGAUUCGCAUCUGGAGGUGAAGGCAAACAUGUUGAUCUCCCCGAGACCUGGUGGACACAGCUUCUCCUGCUGAGCUUGAGCAGUGAAAAAGUUAGAAAGGAUUCAUUGGAUGUCCUGGUCAUGUCAUUGGACCACGCACCCGUUCAUGCAGAUCAGAUCCCUGUGCUGUUCCACCUGGAGUCAAUCCAGUGCUUCCUGUGCUCUGACACAACUCUGUUGGACCAGCCAUGUUCUUACGAGAUGAAGAUGCUGCAGGUUGGUUAUUUAGUCUCUAUGAUGCUGUACGUCUUUCAACUGAUUGGUAAUUUGAAAGGACAUUGGCCAAGCAGCAUCUAUCUUCACAGCUCAAAAGGGCUGUUAAAGUGUGAGACACACUACCAAGAGUUCCCCAGCAUGUUAUUUGCCGCUCACUUCAUGGUGCGCGUCACGGAGAUUCUGUGUGGUCUCAAACUUACCAACGACAAUUCAAUGUAGGUCUCCGUGGAGGCACAGGAGCAUGGCGUUAACCAGAUACUACUGCAGUGCCUUCUCAGCUAUCACUGUGUGCAAAACAAUGGCACUCAGCUCUCUGAAGUGAUCAAACAGCUUAUGUUGCUGAGAGAUAAACUUCAACAUGACAACUGGACUGACUGUGGGUUAGGACUGGUGAUUCUGGGAGAGGCUGCCAAAUCUAGCAUGCUGUGCCUUCAGACCCUUCUGAACCUUCACGUGGCCCAAAGACAGGAUAGUUCUCAGGUGCAUAAGAUAGCAGAGGGAUGAAAGAAACACAUUUAACACAUUCAAACACUGAUUGAAAGGAAUGGUUCAAACAAAUGAAUGAAUAAAAAUCAGAAAGUCAGUUGGGGUUUAGAACAAGAUGGUGGGUUAGUGACAAACACGAGUGUUCAAGUGUUUAAUCUUUUUUUUUUUUUUUUUCAAAUAUUAAUAUGCAGUGAAGUAGUUUUGUUAAAAUAUUUUCCUCAGAAAUAAUAAUAAAAUAUUAUGCCAAACUAUGAGGUUAAGUAAUGAGGUUGUUUUUCUUUUUCUUCUUUAUGUUUUAUCCCCAUAGUAUUUUUGAC
Molecule: messenger RNA, 1184 nt
Organism: Sinocyclocheilus anshuiensis
Lineage: Eukaryota; Metazoa; Chordata; Actinopteri; Cypriniformes; Cyprinidae
Product: transmembrane protein 232-like
Exons: 7
Source: RefSeq, a predicted model, not a curated record